UAUCUGACAUGCUAUAAAUCUGCCUGCAAGGACCGCUACCAAUACAGCCUACAUUAUUAAUUAAAUGGAUUAGUUUCGGGCAUAUUAGCCAACACUUGUUAAUAUAGGCUACGUGUAAUCACAAAAGCAGUUGUUAAAAAUAAGUAAUGGUGAGUAAUAGUGUGCGCGUGCAUCAUAGAAAAGGGCGGGUAUGAAGCAGGCGCGUGCUGAAGAGCAGCUGUUUAGUUGACACGCGCCGUUGAACUUUUGAAAGUCCCGAGGCGGGCUGUUACCUGUAGCUGAACGAGGUUGAACCACACAGAGUUACGGUUGAGCACAGAGAGCCGAUAAGUGACUGACAAGGACGAGCAGUGUCGAGGUUGAACUUACCAGAGCAGCCGUCGGUAAGUUGCUCCGUCAUUCCCUUGGAAACGCUUCACUUAGCAACUGAAGGCUACCCUCACUUUCUUAACCUUUGAGGAACUUUACAAGUUUUAUUAGGUGGAAGAUAAGUGUUUCAGAAGCUUAACCUGAUACUGGACGCAGUGUCUGAUUUCCAGUGGCCUUCUGAGUGUUCUGACCGUCCCCUGAGAUGGAUGAAGUAAAUCCGCUGGAGAGGGAGCACUCCCUGUGCGUUGUUCUCCCAGCGGGGAUUGAAAAGAACUUCACAGUGCAUGGAAGUAAACCAGUGAUGGACUUACUCGUGAUGCUCUGUGCAAAUUACCAUCUGAAUCCUUCUGAUUACACUGUUGAGUUCCUGUCGCCUAACAAAAACAACAUCAGCUACAAACCAAACUCUCCUAUUGGCUUGUUGGAAGCUGAGAAGAUUUUGUUGAAGCCUAAGGGGACUGAAGAAAAAACUAAGAAGCCGUACAUGCCUGAAGCAACGGUACGUUUACUGAUCAACUACAGUAAGUCCCAUAAGACAGUGGUGCGGGUGAAUCCCAGGCUGCCACUUGAGAUGCUGCUGCCAGCAGUGUGUGACAAGUGUGAGUUUAACAUAGACACAACCAUCUUACUGAGAGACCCUGAGUCCAAAGAGCCGCUGGACUUGACCAAGACCUUGAACGACCACGGAUUGAGGGAGGUGUUUGCUAAAGAUACAGCAGCUCAGGAAUCCACAGGUUGCCAAAACAAGACAUCUGAAGGAGCUGGCACACCAGCAGAGGUCAUCUCACCAUCUCCACCACAAGACUUGCAAAGGAUGGAAAAGAAACAAAAGAAAAGAGGCUUCUUCAGCUUUUUUAGAAGACGGAAGAAGAAAAAUGAAAUGAAUGGGACAGUGAGUGUGCCUUCUUCUCCCGGCCGGAGCAAACAAGCGAGAGUCCGUGGGAAUUCAGAGAGCAUUUCAUCAACCAACACCCUGCCUGCAGAUAUGCCCAAAAAAAGACCAGCGCCGCAGCCGCCUGUGGCCGUGUCACAGAGUGUCCCCAACGACCUCAGCACCUGCUACGUCAAAGGAGCACAGUCAUCUGCAGAAUCUACGUUAAGGAGUACGAAAAGAAGGGCUCCACUUCCUCCCUGUGCAACCACCAAAGAUGAGCAGAGAGCGGAAACUGAUGUGGGAGAGUCCCUGAAGACUCUGGAAGAGCUGAGAAGGACUGAUGAUUCACAGCCUCAUUCAUCCUUGUCCUCUUCAAGCCCAUCACUGACUCAUCUCCAUAAAGUACCUGACUCCUAUAGGCCUUCAUUUCGAGGGAAAGACUUUUCUGACGCCCGCUCCGCUCUUGCAAGAGUUCUUACAUCUUCAAUUUCCAAAGGGACACUGAUCAGGCGUUUGAGAAACUCUGCCAGCUUCCCAGAUUUCCAUGUGUCCUACUGUAUGUCAACGACUUCAAAGUGCCCAGAUGACGGAGAUUUCUGUGCAGAGUUUGAGUCUGUUUUCAGAUCUAACCUCCUGACUGAGAACGAGUGGGAGGACCCAGUAGAGAGGAGUGGAUUGACUACCUUCAAAGUAGUACCCCCAAAGAAACCAGUUUCCUCUGAUCCAGAGGUGUCUGCCCAGGAUCAGAAAUCAGCAGAUCCUGUGUGUGAAGUUCCUCCUGAGGCUGAAAAAGAUCCACAUUCUAGCAGAUUAGAGAACAGAACAAGGAUUAACUGCUCAGAAACAUAUAUUAAUCAAGUCAAUGACAGCUUAGCUUCUGGUCCACCUUCACAUGACACUCCGUGCUCUUCAGACUUACCUUUCCUUGAUGACAGGGUGACAAGUGAGAAGCGGAAGGAAGAGGAAGAACUAGAAGUCGCUUCUGAUGGAGUUCCACCUGCGCUAUUAGAUGGGUGUGAUUGGGAAAUGACCAACGAUGUUGUUCCGUCUCCUACUGCAGACAUGGUUCCAUGUAGUUCAUGCACCGAUGAAAAAGCUGAGGAGGAUGUUUCACGUGAGGAGGAGGAGGACGCUAUCUUCCCUCCCCCUCCUCCACCUGUCGUUUUUAGCGAGGACAUGGAAACUGUAGAGAAAGACGGUUCCUGGGCUUCAUCUCCAUCUUUUGAAAGAGCUGGUCCCAGCUUGAAUGGGCACACAAGUGCAUUUGUUGAGGCUCGUAGCGACAACUCUCCCCCAGCUGCAUCUGAUCAGUCUUUGGACAAGACAACAGUGGUCACAUCCAGAUUUGCACAAGCAGUAACCAUGGCCGUGCACAGAUCCCGCCUGCAGAGACUAGGCCUUGGUAAAAGCUUAGGCCCCCAAGCCUCUGGAGGUCCAAGCGGUACUGUUCCAUCACCUCCCAGGUCCUCAUAUCAGUACGGUGCCUGACCUGUGUCUGUAUGCAGCUCUAAAUGAGGCUGAGCGCUCAGGUUGGACGGAGGACACCGGGCUCAAUGUUUAAUCUGACCUAGGCCACCUCAUUCAGCUUUAAGAGUUUAGUUUUCCAUAACCUAUAUGCAUUUUGUUUUUAUUUUUCAUGUUCACAUUUUGAAACAAACGCUGUGCUGCGGAGAGCGCCAAAUGUACAGACAUGAGUUGCUGAGCUAAGAAUUUCCUGUUUUUUCUUAGACUUCCUUUUUACAAUACAUUCAGCAUGUGCCAAAAUUGAUGACGCUGAUAUGAGAGCUUUUUGUUGUUUAUUUAAAACAAAUGUGAAGUAACCUAAUAGAGCAUUUCUGUAUGUAUUGUAGUACGUAUUGUUUGAAGAGUACAUUCUAAAUACAGUUUGGUUUUCAGCCAGCAGGUGGCAGAAGAGUGUUACUUGGAACAUUAAAAUCCUGACAGCUUUUAUUUUUAAGACAUUUUCACAUAAUCCAUUCUAGUGGAUGUAUCGCUGUUUAUUUGCAACACAAUUGUUGUAUUUUUAAAAGGAAACCUUUGUAAAUUGUGUUUACUGAGUAAGUACUAAGUAAGUUAAGCAUUCCUUAACGUCCUUUUCAAUGGCAUGCCUAAAAUAAACAAAGCCCCAAAAAGUC
This is a messenger RNA of Girardinichthys multiradiatus, 3378 nucleotides long. It is a transcript of the gene cobll1a, whose product is annotated as cordon-bleu WH2 repeat protein-like 1a. The coding region runs from base 572 to 2731 and encodes 719 amino acids. Gene Ontology annotation, molecular function: actin monomer binding. NCBI's taxonomy places the organism in Eukaryota, Metazoa, Chordata, Actinopteri, Cyprinodontiformes, Goodeidae. The record is from RefSeq and is a predicted model, not a curated record. The transcript has 10 exons.